AGCGUGUUUUUUUAAGAACAAAGUAGAAUGCAUUAUCAAGUGGAUUCCUGGGGGUACCAUAUGCCGGCAAGGAGCAUAGGGUCGGACCCAAUGGAGAGGGUGGUGAAGCUGGCGUCAGAGAGCGCUGUGGUGAUAUUCAGUUUGAGCAGCUGCUGCAUGUGCCAUGCUGUGAAGAGGCUCUUCUGUGGAAUGGGAGUGAAUCCGACGGUGUACGAACUAGACAAGGACCCCAGAGGGACAGACAUGGAAAGGACACUAAUGAGGCUGCUCGGCAACUCGCAAGCCGUGCCUGUUGUUUUCAUCGGGGGGAAGCUGAUAGGUGCCAUGGACCGAGUCAUGGGUUCCCAUAUUAAUGGAACCUUGGUGCCACUACUCAAGGAGGCCGGAGCACUUUGGCUCUGAUUUCUGAGAGAACAAAAUGCCUAAUAAUUAACCCGGGAUUUACAAAGUACUGCAUGUACAAAACAUAAAACAAGUGUAGGAG
Messenger RNA from Hibiscus syriacus, 484 nucleotides. RefSeq names its product glutaredoxin-C1-like. The coding region runs from base 28 to 402 and encodes 124 amino acids. NCBI's taxonomy places the organism in Eukaryota, Viridiplantae, Streptophyta, Magnoliopsida, Malvales, Malvaceae. The record is from RefSeq and is a predicted model, not a curated record. The transcript has a single exon.